Messenger RNA from Peromyscus maniculatus bairdii (prairie deer mouse), 3712 nucleotides. The record is from RefSeq and is a predicted model, not a curated record. NCBI's taxonomy places the organism in Eukaryota, Metazoa, Chordata, Mammalia, Rodentia, Cricetidae.
UCUCACCUUCACUUCACAAACCACAUGCACUGAGUUGUUGAAAGUCAACGUGUGAAUAUAUGUAUAUAUAUUCUCAAGACAGGGUUUCUCUGUGUCAUCCUAUCUGUCUUGGAACUCACUCUGUAGACCAUGUUGGCCUCAAACACACAAAGAUCUGCCUCUGCCUCCCAAGUGCUGAAAUUAAAAUUGUGAGCCACCACUGCCUGGCUGUGAAAGUCAUAUAUGAUAAAAACGCUGGCAGAGUCACUGAAAACGUUAGCUUUCUACUUCAUUAUUGUUUCUGUGUCUGUGUUAAAACCUAAUGCAAAUGCCUACUUGCAUGGAACUAUUUUAUUAUUUUUGUCUUCUCUGUUUAGCUGUCUCUUUCUCCAAAACCUGAAGUCCUCUGCAGAAGUGAUUCCUGACCUUCAGAGCCACGGCGCACUUCCAGAGGCCACGGACACCACAGGUGAAAGCAAUCAUGAGGAUCCAGUGGCCGUUCACUCUACGGUGGCCGACCUGGCUCAGAGUGCAGCCCAGUGGUUUCAAGAGGCAAAGAGUCUGAGUGAGCAGCUGAGAGGAGCCUACACCAAGGCCACUUUCCGCCACAUCAAUCUGCCAGAGGUGUGUUCCGGCCUCGGCACUGACCACUUGCUUGGUUGUGACCUGUCCAUGGUUUCAAAGCACAUCAGCAGGCCAGUGCAAGAGGCCUUGAUGCUUCCCGAGGUCCUCAGCAAUCUCAGCUCCGUCAUGUGUGUGGAGGGGGAAACUGGCAGUGGGAAGACAACCUUCCUGAAGAAAACAGCUUUUCUCUGGGCAUCAGGAUGCUGUCCCCUGCUGAACAGGUUCCAGCUGGUCUUCUACAUCUCCCUUGGUUCCACCAGACCAGACCAGGGGCUGGCUGACAUUAUCUGUGCCCAACUCCUAGAGGCAGGAGGAUGCAUUAGUGAUGUGGGCCUGAGCAGCAUCAUCCAGCAGUUAAAGCACCAGGUUCUGUUCCUGUUGGAUGACUAUCAUGGGAUGGACUCACUGCCCCAAGCCAUAAAAACCCUGAUUACAAGAAACUACUUGACCCAAACCUGCUUAUUGAUCACUGUCCAUACAAACAGGGCCAGGAACAUCCGCCCAUACCUGGAUACAAUUCUAGAGAUCAAAGAGUUUCCCCUCUAUAACACUAUCUCUGUAUUACGGAAGUUAUUCUUCCACAAUAUUUCACAUCUGCAAGAGUUUAUGAUUUACUUUGGAAAGAAUGUAGAUUUACAGGGAAUUAACAAAACUCCUCUCUUUGUGGCAGCAGUCUGUGCUGACUGGUUUCAAAAUCCUUCUAACCAGUCCUUUCAUGAUGUGGCAGCUUUCAAGGCCUAUAUGAAAUACCUUUCCUUAAAACACAAGGCUACACCUGAGCCUCUCAAGGCCACUGUGUCCUCAUGUGGCCAGCUGGCUUUGAGAGGUCUUUUUUCAUCUUGCUUUGAGUUCAGUAGUGAUGACCUCACAGAAGCAGGCGUUGAUGAAGAUGAAGAUCUGACCACCUGCUUGAUGAGCAAAUUCUCUGCCCAGAGACUAAGACCUGUCUAUCGGUUCUUAACUCCUUUGUUCCAAGAAUUUCUUGCUGCCAUGAGGCUGACUGAGCUCCUGGGUUCAGAAAGGCAGGAAGACCAUAAUCUGGGACUUGGUUAUUUGAGACAAAUUAACUCACCCUUGAAGGCUGUGGGUACCUACAGCAAUUUUUUGAAGUAUGUCUGUAGUCAUCCUUCAUCAAAGGCAGGGCCAAAAAUUGUAUCUCAUUUACUUCAGUUGGUGCAUGAUAAAGAAUUGCUGAAGAACAUGUCGGAUAAUGAGGAUUAUGUGAAGCUCCAUCUAGAAACAUCUCCGGUGAUGCAGUUAAUUAAGGGAUUGUGGCAGCUAUCUCCUGAAGCUUUCUCUUCAUUCGUUUCAGAACAUCUAUUGAGCAUUGCUCUAAACUUUGCUUAUGAAAGCAACACAGUGGCUGUAUGUUCUCCAUUUAUUUUGCAAUUCCUUCGAGGGAGAACACUGGCUUUGAAAGUACUGAAUUCACAGUACUUUGGGGACCACCCAGAAAGUCUGCAACUGUUGAAGAGUGUAAAAGUCUCCAUAAAUGGAAAUAAAAUGCAACCAAGAGUACAUUACUCAGUCAUGGAAAAAUGUUUUGAAACAUUACAGCGACCAACCAUCGAUGAGGACUAUGCAUCUGCCUUUGAACAUAUGAAGGAAUGGGAGAACAAUUUGGCUGAAAAUGAAGAUAACGUGAGAAAUUUUAUGAAUAACCGACUCCAGCAUCCACCCAACAUCAGUGCUGGCUACUGGAAACUGUCUCCCAAGCCGUACAAGAUCCCUAGGCUGGAAGUUAGAGUGGCCAGCAUGGGUCCAGCAGACCAAGCACUGCUCGAGGUCCUAAUGGAAAUCUUCUCAGCAUCACAGAAUAUCGAACUCCAUUUGAACCACAGCAGUGGCUUUCUUGAAAGCAUCCGCCCAGCUCUGGAGCUGAAUAAGACCUCUGUCACCAAGUGCUCCAUGUGCAGACUGGAGCUCAGCACAGCAGAACAGGAGCUGCUUCUCGGCCUGCCUGCCCUGCAGUCUCUUGAGGUCUCAGGGACAAACCAGUUACCAGAUCAACUCUUCGCUAACUUGGACAAGUUCUCAAGCCUGAAAGAAUUGUCUGUGGGACUAGAUGGCAUUCCAGAUGUGCUUUCAGUCAUCCCUGGAGAUUUCCCAAACCUCCACCACAUGGAGAAGUUAUCCAUCCAAACUUCCACAGAGUCUGACCUCUCCAAACUGGUCAAAUUCAUCCAGAGCUCUCCAAAUCUUCACGUUUUCCACCUGAAAUGUGAUUUCUUUUCGAAUUGUGAGUUUCUCAUGACUGUGCUUGCUUCCUGCAAGAAACUCAGAGAGAUUGAGUUUUCUGGACGAUGCUUUGAAGCCAUGCCAUUUGUCACCACUUUGCCAAAUUUUGUUUCUCUGGAGAUAUUGAAACUUGAACAACAACAGUUUCCAGAUAAGGAAACAUCAGAAAAGUUUGCCCAGGCUCUGGGUUCUCUCAGGAACCUGGAGGAACUGCUCCUUCCCACUGGGGACGGGAUUCACCACGUGGCCAAACUGAUUGUCCGGCAAUGUCUGCAGCUUCGGUGUCUCCGAGUUCUUGCCUUUAAGGAGACUUUGGAUGACGACAGUGUGAUGGAAAUCGCCAAGGGAGCAACCAGUGGAGGUUUCCAGAAACUUGAGAACUUAGAUCUUUCAUUGAAUCACAAGAUUACAGAGGAAGGGUACAGACAUUUCUUUCAAGCCCUGGACAACCUGCCAAACUUGCAAAUGCUCAACAUUUCCAGGCAUCUCCCAGAAUCCAUCCAAGUUCAGGCCACCACUGUCAAGGCUCUGGGUCAGUGUGUGUCCCGACUGCCCUGCCUCACCAUUCUUGAGAUGUUCAGUUGGCUCCUGGAUGAAGAGGACAUGAAAGUGAUUAAUGCUGUGAAGGAGAGACACCCUCAGUCCAAACGCUUGACUGUCUUCUGGAAAUGGAUACUGCCCUUCUCUCCUGUCAUUCAGAAGUGAAGCAUGCAGCCGAGGGCUACUGGCAGUUCUAAAUACCUAAUUGUACUUAGUUGUUUUUGCUCUUUGGGGGAGGGGACCAACACUCAGCUCCCAAAUAAGUCACACACAGAGGUUUAUUCUUAAUUAUACAUACCCAGCCUUAGCUUGGCUUGUUUCCUGCCAGCUU